Delphinapterus leucas (beluga whale) is the source of this 1701-nucleotide messenger RNA. Its product is annotated as keratin, type I cytoskeletal 13. NCBI's taxonomy places the organism in Eukaryota, Metazoa, Chordata, Mammalia, Artiodactyla, Monodontidae. The record is from RefSeq and is a predicted model, not a curated record. Gene Ontology annotation, biological process: epithelial cell differentiation; intermediate filament organization. Gene Ontology annotation, molecular function: structural molecule activity. Gene Ontology annotation, cellular component: cytoskeleton; keratin filament.
CAUCCACUCUGGGGAAGAGCCACAGUCCUCAGCCAGGCCAAGCCAAGAUCCUACCGCACCAGUGCUCUCUGCCCAUCUCACUCUCACCAUGAGCUGUUUCCUGCAGAAUUCCUCCGCUAGCUAUGGGGGUGGCUCCUGCAAGCUGGGAGGAGGUCGCAGUAUCUCUAGCGGCUCAACCCGGUUUUGCUCUGGGGGAUCAGCUGGGGGCUUUGGGGGUGGCAUAAGCUGCGGCUUUGGUGGAGGGGCUGGUAGUGGUUUGGGUGGAGGCUUUGGAGGUGGCCUUGGAGGUGGCAGCUUUGGUGGGUGUUUUGGUGGUGGCUUUGGUGACUUCGGUGGAGGAUAUGGUGGUGGCCUUGGCGUCAGCCUCAGUGGUGGCGAUGGCGGCCUCCUCUCUGGCAACGAGAAGAUCACCAUGCAGAACCUCAACAGCCGCCUGGCCUCCUACCUGGAGAAGGUGCACACCCUGGAGGAGGCCAACGCUGACCUGGAGGUGAAGAUCCGCGACUGGCAUCUGAAGAAGAGCCCAACCAGCCCGGAGCAGGACUACAGCUCCUACUUCAAGACCAUCGAGGACCUCCGGGACAAGAUCUUGGCGGCCACCAUUGACAACAACCGGAUCAUUCUGGAGAUUGACAACUCCAGGCUGGCUGCCGACGACUUCAGGCUCAAGUAUGAGAACGAGCUGGCCCUGCGCCAGAGCGUGGAGGCCGACAUCAACGGCCUACGCAGGGUGCUGGACGAACUGACCCUGAUGAAGACCGACCUGGAGAUGCAGAUCGAGAGCCUGAACGAGGAGCUGGCCUACCUGAAGAAAAACCACGAGGAGGAGAUGAAGGAGCUCAGAAACCAGGUGGUCGGCCAGGUCAGUGUGGAGAUGGACGCCACCCCAGGCAUUGACCUAAGCCGCGUGCUGGCAGAGAUGAGGGAGCAGUACGAGGCCAUGGCGGAGAAGAACCGCCGGGAUGCCGAGGAAUGGUUCAACAGCAAGAGUGAAGAGCUGACCAAGGAGGUGUCUUCCAGCACUGCCAUUAUCCAGACCAGUAAGACGGAGAUCACGGAGCUCAGGCGUACGCUCCAGGGUCUGGAGAUUGAGCUGCAGUCCCAGCUGAGCAUGAAAGCCGGGCUGGAGAGCACGCUGGCGGAGACCGAGUGCCGCUACGCCCUGCAGCUGCAGCAGAUCCAGGGCUUCAUCAGCAGCAUCGAGGCCCAGCUGAGCGAGCUCCGCAGUGAGAUGGAGUGCCAGAGCCAGGAGUACAAGAUGCUGCUGGACAUCAAGGCGCGGCUGGAGCAGGAGAUCGCCACCUACCGCAGCCUGCUGGAGGGCCAGGACGCCAAGCUUCCCGGCUUCCCCAAAGGAGGAACCAUCAGCAGCCAAGGCAGCACCAUCUCUACUAGCGGCACCACCUCCACUCGCCGCGUUUCAGAAAAAAAUAGGCCUUAAAUCUGCCGGGCAGCCCCUCGCUCUGUCUUCAGUGCCCAGAGGAGAGAGCUGACGGUUCCCUGCAGGAGCAAAGGAGGGACUGCAGGACCCGAGGCUCGGCCACUCCGCUCUCAGCCCGCACCCUCCCAAGGGCAGCCACUUCCCGCCCUUCUCUCUGGGUCUGCUUUCUCUUCCCCCUGACCUGCCUCCUCUGAUUCCUCAGCUUCUCUACUAAAAAGAAAAGCUAAUUCAAUAAAGUUUCCCACUUUCUUGCAAAUGUA